This is a messenger RNA of Dermatophagoides farinae (American house dust mite), 1210 nucleotides long. RefSeq lists its product as uncharacterized. The record is from RefSeq and is a predicted model, not a curated record. Lineage: Eukaryota; Metazoa; Arthropoda; Arachnida; Sarcoptiformes; Pyroglyphidae.
AUGGAUCAUCAUUGUUAUUAUUUUGUCAUCUUUAUUUGUUUAUUCAUUGUUUGGCCAUCAAUUAUUUUAACCAAUGAUCAAUCUAUUUAUCAACCGACCAAACAGGAAAUUGAACGUUUUCAAGUAAUUCAGGAACAGAUUCGUCACCAUCAACAGGAAGAACAACGUGAACGUGAACGAAAGAAUAAGUUAGCACAAGAAGAAAUGGAUCGAAUUCGUCAGGAAAAUCAAAUUCAACCAAGACAUCCUGCAGAAUCGCUUCUUAUACCACAUUCAGCAUUGAUACCAAUGUUUAUGCAUAAGCAACAAAUCUAUAAUGAUCAUCGUGUUCCAAUGCCACCACAAGUUCAAGUACCACCUCCAUUUUCUUCAUCACAAUUUGGAUAUGGCCAUCCACAACCAAUGCAACCAUCAAUGGUAAUGCCGCCAAAUCAUUAUCAACAACCCAUGCAAAUGGCAAUCAUGCCAGAAAUGAAUCAAUUACAUAAUCCAUAUAAUAUGGAAGAUAAAAUUCGAAAUUCUCGUAUACAAAUGAAUAAUAAUGAACAUAUGAUGGACGCAAGAAAUCACCAACAUCACAAUAUUCGAAAACAAUAUGAUGAAAGACAUGAUCAAGAAGAUUUUGAAAAAAUUGAUAAACUCACUGAAAGAGGAGUGGAUACAGAGAUGAGCGAAUCUUCACGAUUCGAUAAGAAUCGUCCACAUCAUAAUUCUGUAGAGGAUUCUGGUCGUUAUGGCCAUCGAUACCGUUGUUAUUCCUGUCAAUGGAACAUUGCACAUUGUUCAGAUUUUAAUUGUUACAAUAAUCCUGAUAUUUGUACAACAAAUAAUUUUGCUCCACAUAUGGUACAACAAGCCGAUUGUCCAGGAGGCUGUGAACAAUUUGUCAUUACAGAUCCGAAUGGAUUGACACAACAAUGGAAACGUGGAUGUGCACAACCGGGCAGCUUUCCAAUUGUUCGUAUGCGUUGCCAUACCUAUUAUGAAUUUGGUGUCCGAAUUGAUCGUUGUGUUUGUAAUAAUGAUUGGUGUAAUGGAUCAACACGAAUAGUUCCGAAACAAAUCAUCUAUUUUGUUAAUUAUUGUAUCAUUAUCAUUAUCAUCAUCAUCAUCAUCAUUACAUCGAUCUUUGAUCCAAUCGUUUAAUGACCAAAUUUUCGCACUACUGAAUUCACAAUUCAUAUAACAAUCAACUGAUUGUAGCAUACCC